Carlito syrichta (Philippine tarsier) is the source of this 1098-nucleotide messenger RNA. It is a transcript of the gene TSPAN1, whose product is annotated as tetraspanin 1. The coding region runs from base 181 to 906 and encodes 241 amino acids. Lineage: Eukaryota; Metazoa; Chordata; Mammalia; Primates; Tarsiidae. Gene Ontology annotation, cellular component: membrane. The record is from RefSeq and is a predicted model, not a curated record. The transcript has 8 exons.
CGGGCAGAAGGAGGCCCUUAAAGUACCUACCCCUCGGGCAGGUGAGGGAACCAGUGGUGUGUAAGAGCCAGCCGUCCUGCCUGCUGAGUAGCAGCUCUCUGGAGCUGUUCCGUCCCUUGUGGGGCCUCAGCAGAUCCCUCUUUCAGAACUCGCUGCCAAGAGUCCUGAUCAGGAGCCACCAUGCAGUGCUUCAGCUUCCUUAAGACCAUGAUGGUCCUCUUCAAUUUGCUCAUCUUUUUGUCUGGUGUGGCCCUGUUGGCAGUGGGAAUCUGGGUGUCGGUCGAUGGGCCAUCCUUCCUGAAGAUCUUCGGGCCACUGUCCUCCAGCGCUGUGCAGUUUGUCAACGUGGGCUACUUCCUCAUCGCAGCUGGUGCUGUGCUCUUUGCUCUUGGUUUCCUGGGCUGCUAUGGUGCUCGGACUGAGAGCAAGUGUGCCCUCAUGAUGUUCUUCACCAUCCUCCUUGUCAUCUUCAUUGCUGAGAUUGCAGCUGCUGUGGUUGCCUUGGUAUACACCACAAUGGCGGAACACUUCCUGACGUUGCUUGUAGUACCUGCCAUCAAGAAGGACUAUGGUUCCCAAAAGGACUUCACUCAAGUGUGGAACAGCACCAUGGAAGGGCUCAAGUGCUGUGGCUUCACCAAUUACACGGAUUUUGAGGGCUCGCCCUACUUCGUAAAGAACGAUGCCUUUCCCCCUUACUGUUGCAAUGAUAAUGUCAACAGCACAGCCAAGGAACGCUGCACCAAGGAGAAGGCUGAGAACAUGGAAGUACAGGGUUGCUUCCAACAGCUUCUGCUUGGCAUCCGAACCAAUGCAGUCACCGUGGGUGGUGUGGCAGCUGGAAUUGGGGCCCUAGAGCUGGCCGCCAUGGUUGUGUCCAUGUAUCUGUACUGCAAUCUGAAAUAAGUCUGCUUCUGCCUCUGCUACUACUGCUGCCUUAUGGGAACUGUGAAGAGAUGCCCCGGCACCGCCAAGAAGCCGUGAUCAGGGUGGGACCAGUAUCUAAUGGUGUCACUUGGACCAGAAUAGGCUUGCUCUUUCUGCUCCGGACUCAGACUAAAUAGGGACCACCCCUUUUAGGCUGUGCCUGACUUUUCC